This is a messenger RNA of Taeniopygia guttata (zebra finch), 4362 nucleotides long. It is a transcript of the gene CUEDC1, whose product is annotated as CUE domain containing 1. NCBI's taxonomy places the organism in Eukaryota, Metazoa, Chordata, Aves, Passeriformes, Estrildidae. The record is from RefSeq and is a predicted model, not a curated record. Gene Ontology annotation, molecular function: ubiquitin binding.
CGCCCGCCCGCCACGUACGUCUCCCGUCCCGGCUCCUUUCCAUGGUUCCCGGCGUGACUGGAGCCGCCCGCCGCCGCCCCCGCAGCGCGGCGCCGACCGCCGGUGGGAGGAUGCAGGCGUGCGCCGGGGGCUGAGGCGCGGAGCUGCGGGGAGCGGGACCCCCGCCGCCCACCCAUGGUCCCGGCUGGCAGCCGGGGCAGCCCCCGGUGAGCAGGGGCACGGGCACAGCGGGACCGCGGGCACCGAGCCGCCACCGCCCCGCCAUGACGAGCCUCUUCCGCCGGAGCAGCAGCAACGGCGGCUCCCGCGGCGGCUCCUCCGGCCAGGAGCUCAACAACAGCCGCCCCGCCAGGCAGGUGCGGCGCCUGGAGUUCAACCAGGCCAUGGAGGACUUCAAGACCAUGUUUCCCAACAUGGACUACGACAUCAUCGAGUGUGUCUUGAGAGCCAACAACGGCGCCGUGGACGCCACCAUCGACCAGCUGCUGCAGAUGAACCUGGACGGCAGCGGCUGUGACGACAGCUCGGACUCAGAGGACAGCAUCCCGCCCGAGAUCUUGGAGCGGACCCUGGAGCCGGACAGCUCAGACGAGGAGCCCCCUCCUGUGUACUCCCCUCCUGCCUACGAGAGCCAGGUUUUGGGCAGCCGCUACCCCCGCGCCCCACCCACGCCCCCGCCCAGGACGGACGUGCCCGGCCCCGGCGGCACCGCGCACUACAGGAACUGGAACCCGCCGCUCCUGGGCAGCCUCCCCGAGGAUUUCCUGCGCAUCCUGCCCCAGCAGGCGGCCGGCACGCAGGGCCCCCGGGGCUGCCGGCAGCCCGUGCCGCCGCUGGUGCCGCGGGGCCAGGGCUCGCUGGAGCAGGAGCGCCGCUGGAAGCAGUACCUGGAGGACGAGCGCAUCGCGCUCUUCCUGCAGAACGAAGAGUUCAUGAAGGAGCUCCAGAGGAACCGGGAUUUCCUUCUCGCCCUGGAGAGAGAUCGAUUGAAAUACGAGUCAAAAAAAUCCAAGUCGACUGGUGUUGCUGUCAGCAACGACUUUGGUUUCUCCUCUGUAUUAUCAGGUGAGGGAGCUCCCUGUGCAGCCAGCGAGGCCGGCGGGGCCGUGUCCGACGAUGCCUUAUUCCGAGACAAGCUCAAGCACAUGGGGAAAUCCACACGCAAGAAGCUGUUCGAACUCGCCAGAGCCUUCUCCGAGAAGACCAAGAUGAGGAAAUCAAAAAGGAAACACUUGUUGAAGCACCAGGUGAUGGGGACAGCGGCUUCCACAGCGAAUCUCCUCGAUGACGUGGAAGGACAUGCAUAUGAUGAAGAUUUCCAAGCACGGCGGCAGCAGCUCCGGGAGGAGGAGGAGACCCCGAAGGACGGGCAGUAAAGGUCCCAGCUCUGGGGUUUCUUGCUGGCACGAGGCUUCAUCAGCAGAUGGCUGAAAAAGGAAAAACCCACCCAACAAAUCACCCAGAUUUUGGCUGUUCCCCCUCUGCUGCUGUACUCCUCCGAAGUACAAGUAUCAAAGUGAGGCACAAUGUUUUCUUACCAAUGGUUUGAAAACAACUUUUCCUACGGAGCAAAUCAGCCAAAAAGGAAAAAAAGAAAAGGAAAAAAAAGCAGGCAGCUGCUGCGAGCGGCUGUGGAGGAGCAGCGGGCUGAGGCUGGGGAGGAGCAGCCCUGCCUGCUCCCUCGGCCAGGAGCAAUGAAAUCAGUCCAGGAGGAAUGAAAUCAGUGGUACUAACGAGGAUCCAUUCCACGUGGGGCCUGCUUGGCCGGAGCACUCCUGAACAUAUCUGUAGUGGUCUGACGUAACUUCACUCUGCGCACACGGGACAAAAGCCACGGGAGGAAGGGAAGCUAACAGCCGUUGUCUAUUAUUGCUAGGAGUAAUGAGCAGAGAUUCAGAUCAGGUAAUAGUCAAAUAAUAUAAAUUGUUUAUAAAGGAAAGGCCUUCUUUUCCUAGGCGUUUCACUUUGAAUUAAACCUUUGCCUUCGGCAUUGCUACAACUGCCUUGAGGUGGGGAAGCUUUGUGCGGCCGUGGGGCAGCACCAAGGGCUGGAUUUCACACCAGUGUAGCCCUCACCGGUGCAGCAGGACACAUCCCCCAGCUGUGGGGUGCUCCUGCAGCCUGGGAGCUCCAGGGAUGCCCCUGCUGUAGGUGAGAGGCACAGCCCAAGCCAGGGCUUGGCAGGGCUGCUGGAGGAGUUUCAGCACAGGGUUUGUACCAGGGCUUGGGGGCUCUGCUGGGUUUGGUGUGGGGCAGGAGCAGAGCCCCUUCCUCGUGCCCGCAGCGCUGGAAUGCUGCAGCUCUCGGAGAUGCUGUCAGGCUAAAAAUAAUUGCAUAAACAAAUUCCUCCGCUGUGUAAGUAAUGAGUGACGAGCGUGAAGUCAGAAUUCGCUCCCGCGAGCACAUUUUCUUCUCCUGUAUCGGCACGGCGUUCCCUGCCAAGUGCAGGAGGUGGCUCUAGACGUGCCUGUUUCACUCCCUGGCUCCUGCCAACCAGCACAAAUGUUGCAGGAUCGGAGCUGUGAAGGCGGCAGACGCAGGAGCCCCAGCCAUCAAACACUCACGCAACUGUUUUCGCUGCCUCUCCGCAGGGUUUGGUAACAAAAGUCCCCCUUGCAGGCGCUGCCUCUCGGCAGGCUGCUCUGCAAUCCCACUGGAGCCCGCCUGCCUUUGAAGCAGAGGCCAAGAUUUCAUCCCCCGGCAGCGCUGCAGCUGCUGCAGCUGCUGCAGCUGCUGCACCUGCUGAGUGCUGCUGUUGUCCCCUGCAGCCGUGCUGGGGAUGGGGGACAUCCCGUCAGCUUCACUCUCCCCUGGGUCCUGGCCAGGGGCAGGGCUGCUGCCCGGUGUCUGGGCUGAUUCCCGGUGUCUGGGGCUGCUCCCCGGUGUCUGGGGCUGCUCCCGGUGUCUGGGGCUGCUCCCCUGUGUCUGGGGCUGCUCCCCGGUGUCUGGGGCUGCUCCCGGUGUCUGGGGCUGCUCCCCGGUGUCUGGGCUGCUCCCCGGGGUCUGGGGCUGCUCCCCGGUGUCUGGGGCUGCUCCCCGGUGUCUGGGCUGAUUCCCGGUGUCUGGGGCUGCUCCCGGUGUCUGGGCUGAUUCCGGUGUCUGGGGCUGCUCCCCGGUGUCUGGGGCUGCUCCCGGUGUCUGGGGCUGCUCCCCGGUGUCUGGGGCUGCUCCCAGGUGAUGUCUCCACAGCACAAAACUCUCCCGCAGCGCUCAGAGGUGCCGAGGGCCAGGACUGGGAGCACUCUGGGAUGCCAGCAAGCUUUGGGUUCUUAAAAUCAAAGCAGCAGAAUUCUCACCCCACCCAGCCCAUUCCAGUUGUGGUGCCCUCUCCUUUGAAGGAUGGAAGAGCAUGUCCUGAGUGGUGGCAGCACAGGGACAGGUUGGGGACACUGUCCCACGCUGUGGCUGUCCCUGCUGCUGUGCACAGCGGUCAGGGUACGAUGUGGCUCUGGAGGAGCGCCUGGCUCAGGGUGCAGGGAGCUAGGGGGAAUGGGGACAUGGAAAAUCCUUUAGUCCCUGGGUGGGCCUUCCAUCCUGAGAGCGCCAAGGAGAAGAGGGGCUCCCUCCCCGCCCUCUGGGGCCUGCGGGGCCGCCCUUUCUCCUUCCCACUCCAAAGCAGCUCUGCGUAUUUGGAAGAAAAUCAAGCCUGGAAGCGGAUCAGCCUGUCACCAUUCCAGCGGCUCUCCGGCACGGCGGCAGCGCUGCCAGCGCGGCUUCCAUGGGCACAGGGAGCACCCACGGGAGGGGAAUGCGGGAAUUCGGGAAUUCUGCUCUCCCAGACCAGACUGGGAGGGGAAUUUGGGAAUUCUGCUCUGCCAGACCAGGAGGGGAAUGUGGGAAUUCUGCUCUCCCAGACCAGACCGGGAGGGGAAUUCGGGAAUUCGGGAAUUCUCCUCUCCCAGACCAGAGCAGAAGGGGAACUCUGCUCUCCCGGGCCUGGCACAGGGCUCUGGACACGGCCACCGCCACCACCCAACAAGUUGCCCUCAAACAUCCCAGGCCAGGCACAGCCUCCGGGUGAUGUCACUCUGUGGCUGUGUCACAAUGUCCUGGAGGCACAAAGCAUCCGUUUAAUGGAGGUGGAGAGGGGUUAUUUUGUGUCCUGUGAAAAACAAAAAUCAGGUCUAUGGAGUGGAAAGGCCACAAGCCUGGCUUGGGAGCCAAAACGCAUUUCUUACAUAAAAAUGUACAAUUCGCAAUGAUGUUUGUAUCAUUUCUCUACAGAAAGGUUUUGGAAGAACAAACCAAACUGGUCCGUGAUGUUUGUGAGUGUGGCUAUUUUAGAACUUAUUUCCAUAAGUGAUUUUUUUCUUAAAGAUGUUUAAUAGUAAUUCCUAUAAUAAAGUCCUGUUGUACUCUUAA